This is a messenger RNA of Saccharomyces eubayanus, 1731 nucleotides long. RefSeq names its product hexose transporter HXT4 (gene HXT4). Lineage: Eukaryota; Fungi; Ascomycota; Saccharomycetes; Saccharomycetales; Saccharomycetaceae. The coding region runs from base 1 to 1731 and encodes 576 amino acids. The record is from RefSeq and is a predicted model, not a curated record. Gene Ontology annotation, cellular component: plasma membrane. Gene Ontology annotation, molecular function: carbohydrate:proton symporter activity. The transcript has a single exon. Gene Ontology annotation, biological process: carbohydrate transport; transmembrane transport.
AUGUCUGAAGAAGGUGCUUAUCACGAGGAUACAGCCGUCCAAAAUCCUCCACCAGAAGCUUUGUCACCAGUUGAAUCUGACUCGAACUCAGCUUUAUCUACUCCAUCUAACAAAGCUGAGGGAGAUGACUUGAAAGACUUCGACGAGAACCAUGAAGAAUCAAACAAUUACAUUGAAAUUCCAAAAAAGCCAGCUUCCGCUUACAUUACUGUCUCCAUCAUGUGUAUCAUGAUUGCUUUUGGUGGUUUCGUUUUCGGUUGGGAUACUGGUACCAUUUCUGGUUUUGUUGCUCAAACUGAUUUCAUCAGAAGAUUCGGUAUGAAGCAUCACGACGGUACUCACUACUUGUCUAAGGUUAGAACUGGUUUAAUUGUCGCUAUUUUCAACAUUGGUUGUGCCUUUGGUGGUAUUAUUUUGUCCAAGUUAGGUGACAUGUAUGGUCGUAAAAUGGGUUUAAUCGUUGUUGUCGUUAUUUACAUUAUCGGUAUUAUCAUUCAAAUUGCAUCCAUUGACAAGUGGUACCAAUAUUUCAUUGGUAGAAUUAUCUCUGGUUUAGGUGUUGGUGGUAUUGCUGUCUUAUCCCCAAUGUUAAUCUCAGAAGUUUCUCCAAAGCAUAUUAGAGGUACUCUGGUUUCGUGUUACCAACUUAUGAUCACCUUGGGUAUUUUCUUGGGUUACUGUACCAAUUACGGUACCAAGACUUACUCCAACUCUGUGCAAUGGAGAGUCCCAUUGGGUCUAGGUUUCGCCUGGGCUUUGUUUAUGAUCGGUGGUAUGACGUUUGUUCCAGAAUCUCCACGUUACUUAGUUGAAGUUGGUAAAAUUGAAGAAGCUAAGCGUUCUAUUGCUCUUUCAAACAAGGUUAGCGUUGAUGAUCCAGCUAUCGCAGCUGAAAUUGAAGUCGUCCAAUCUGGUAUUGAGGCUGAAAAAUUAGCUGGUAACGCUUCCUGGGGUGAAUUAUUCAACACCAAGACUAAAGUUCUACAACGUUUGAUCAUGGGUGCUAUGAUUCAAUCUCUACAACAAUUGACUGGUGAUAACUAUUUCUUCUACUACGGUACUACCGUUUUCACUGCUGUCGGUUUACAAGAUUCUUUCGAAACUUCUAUUGUUUUAGGUAUUGUCAAUUUCGCUUCCACUUUGGUUGGUAUCUUUUUAGUCGAAAGAUAUGGUCGUCGUAGAUGUUUAUUGUGGGGUGCCGCUUCUAUGGUUUGUUGUAUGGUUGUUUUCGCCUCUGUCGGUGUUACUAGAUUAUGGCCAAAUGGUAAGAAAAACGGUUCUUCCAAGGGUGCUGGUAACUGUAUGAUUGUCUUUACCUGUUUCUACUUAUUCUGUUUCGCCACCACCUGGGCUCCAAUUCCUUUUGUUGUCAACUCUGAAACUUUCCCAUUGAGAGUCAAGUCCAAGUGUAUGUCUAUUGCCCAAGCCUGUAACUGGUUGUGGGGUUUCUUGAUUGGGUUCUUUACCCCAUUUAUCUCCGGUGCCAUCGAUUUCUACUACGGUUACGUUUUCAUGGGUUGUUUAGUAUUUUCCUACUUUUAUGUCUUCUUCUUUGUUCCUGAAACUAAGGGUUUAACUUUGGAAGAAGUCAACACUUUGUGGGAAGAAGGUGUCUUACCAUGGAAAUCAACUGAAUGGGUCCCACCAAACAAAAGAAAUUCCGACUAUAAUGCUAAUGACUUGGCUGAGGACGACCAACCUUUCUUCAAGAAGAUGUUCGGAAAAAAGUAA